Molecule: messenger RNA, 2547 nt
Organism: Debaryomyces tyrocola
Lineage: Eukaryota; Fungi; Ascomycota; Pichiomycetes; Serinales; Debaryomycetaceae
Source: the annotation of a GenBank genome assembly
AUGUAUAUACCGACUGCUCGAAAGAGAUUGCUAAGGAAUGGAUUUCGUGGGAGAGUGGCGUAUUUGAGGAAUCCUUUUGUCCAUAGGCGUAAUAUACAAAUAGUCCAUAAUAACGCAUCUGUCCAAGCUGAACAAGUACAAAAGAAACGUCUCAACCUUGACAGCGUUGCCAGCUUGAAGUUUGAUCCUUCAGAUGAUGUUACAGACUUCACAUCAUUUGGAAUUUUACCUUUUUUUCAAGAAAAGUUGAAUAGUCUUUUACGUCCUGACGAUAGGAGCAUUACCUCAGCUCCAGAUUACAACGUGUCUCCAACUCAUGAUCAAAGAACCUUAUUGUCUGUAUUAAAUUCUGAACACAGCUUAAUUCAUAGAGGUGCUUCCCAAACUGGGAAGAGUUUAGCGUUACUUACUUAUGCAUUAAAUCAUACAUUAUCGAAAGUACCAACUUUUGGAUCUUUGAAGAAUUCAAGAUCUUAUCAGUCUGUCGAUUCUAUUAUAUUGGCUCCGACAGACCUACUAAUUGGCAAGUAUGAGUAUUAUACUAAAGAGCUUACGAAAGAUAUCCCGGAAAUGUGUUGCCCAGAUCAACUACUUGUCGAUGGAAGCGAUAAUGAUUAUUCUGUAACGAGAAAGCCAUUAAGUGUGAAAUUUUUGUAUUCAGAUGGAACAACUAAAUUCUUGUGUACAUCCAACAAUUCUGAAUAUUCGUCCAAUAUUCCGCAAAUAUUAAUAACGACACCCAGUAAACUUUACGAAAUAAUGAAUGAUGAGAAGUCCAUAGAUAACAUAACGAAAGAAAACUUGAAUGAAGUUCGAUUCUUUGCUAUUGAUGAGACGGAUUUUCUACUUAACACAACAAAUAUUUCUACCAUUAGUAAUGCAAAUUUAGUAAAAAGUGGCAAGAAGCUGAAAUAUCUCAACAAGAUUGAAAAGAUUAUCCGUGAAUUGCAAACAUCUCAGGUUGAAUAUUAUUCUUCCCACUUAAUUCGCAGGUUGAAAUAUGUCGAAGGGAUACAUAGAAAUGCCAAUAAAGAAGCAUUCGAUAAUAACAAAUUUGACCAUGCCAAGUUUGUUCUUGAAGAUAACACUUUAUCUACUAGUAAUGUCUCAAUUAAUGUAGAACAUUUGUUUAGCCACAAUUCGACAAAUUCCAGACCAGAUGAAAGUUUGCUUAAAAAGUUAAUUAAGGUUAAACGUAAGGUUCUUUAUAAGCCUAUUCAGUACUGUUUUAUCUUUCACCCAAAACAUAGCUAUCAGCAAAUACUUUUACAGUUGUCUAACAAGAAGUAUAAAAAAGCUUUUGAUGAGUCGAUUAUGAAAGAACUUCAGAAAAUACACAAUGUGUCAAGAAAUGAUGAUAGAUUGCAAAAAGAAUAUAGUAAAUAUUUGUUGGAGAAAGUAACAAGAAAUGAUCAAAAACAAGAAGACUCCCAAGUCAAUUUUAUUGAAAAGUUGGUUCGAUUUGAUGAUUCAAAAAGAUUUUAUAGAAAACAAGAAAGAAAGAUUGUUUCUGUUGGGUCAUUUAAUUCCGAUAAUAAAAUAAUAGAUACGUCGAAUGAAGCAUCAGAAAAUGAAACUAGUUCUUCAAUCAACAAAAUCCAAACACACUUUGUUGAAGCAAGAAAUAUGAAAAAGAAUUCUAACAGAGUCUCAUUGAGAGAUAUUAACAUUAUUAAGAAUAUACCUGACAAAGAAAAGACACUAUCAGUGUUAGAGAAUGAUAUAGAGAAUUCUGGGUAUAAUAUAAAGAAUCUUUUAAAAAGCUUCUUAAAAUCCCGAAUGUUAUCCACAUCCUCAAUAUCAAAGAAAGACAAGGGGUUCAUUAAUAAUCAAGCGGUUGUAACCGAAAUAACGAGAGCAACUAUUCUGAGAUUUAGGAUGGAAUAUCCACUUAAUACGGAUCCAAUAUUAAUUACCAUACCCCCCUCUGUCAACUUGGAAUCACUUUCAGAUGAGCUAAGCAAUGAUAAGUCGUCUCCUGAUAAGUUUACAUGCCUUAAUACUGAUGAAUUUCGGACUGAUAGACCAAAUUUUGACUACCUUACUUUAUUGAACUUCUUUGUAAAGCAGUCACCAAAGGAGUAUGAUAUUAGGACCAAUCUCAUUGUACAUCCUGAUCAAUUAAUUGGACAGAGCAUCGGUGGUUUGACAAAUUUGAUAGUAAUCGGGAUGGAAUCAAUGUUGCCACAACUUGCCUUCAGCUCGAAAGAUCUGACCGUCGAUGAAAUCGCUGGUAUCGAUGACCCUGUAAGUGACUUAUCCUCUUUUUACUUAUCCAAAUUGUCCUCGCUGUCGCAUUCGAAUGUAAAGAACUUAUUGUUUGUGUUGGAUGCGUUUAAUAUGAAUGAUAGCAAAAUUCUCAAAACUAGAAUAUCAAACGAUUUUCAGCGAUUAAGUCAAAUUAUAUUCUAUAAUAACUUACAGGAUAGGAUAAAUUUGAGUAAACUUUGUGAAGAACAUCCUGCAACGACUGAACUUGUUUAUGGUAUUGAUAAAUCAUUUUAUCAAAGAAUGAGAAAUGUCAUAAACAAACAUGUAUAUAAAUAG